This is a messenger RNA of Osmia lignaria (orchard mason bee), 2693 nucleotides long. RefSeq names its product pyrethroid hydrolase Ces2e. The record is from RefSeq and is a predicted model, not a curated record. Lineage: Eukaryota; Metazoa; Arthropoda; Insecta; Hymenoptera; Megachilidae.
AUGAGGUGUCCCGCGUGGCUGCUUUUCGCCUUGUUCCCGCUAUUGUUCACCGGGAUACCGGUCACCAGCUCGCAGAGGACCCACGCGAGACAGGGUGCGGGUCGCGAGCAACCCGUCGUCAAGAUACCGGAUCAAGGAUCGGUGGCUGGUAAAGAGGUGUUCCUAAAUCCCACGCAAAGAGUGAUACAAUAUUUGGGAAUACCGUACGCUCUAGCACCCUUGGGAAAAUUACGCUUCUCCGCGCCUGUUACCGAACCCCUGCCAUCGUGGAACGGCGUACGAAAUGCAACGCAAUUCGCAGCAUCUUGUCAGCAAUUGACAAAUCGGCUAAAACUUCACGAGAAGCUCUACAAGAGAUUGUUAUCACCGGAUCAACCCGAUCCAGGGGUCAGCGAGGAUUGUCUCUAUUUGAACAUCUUCGCGCCGGAUGGAAAUAAACCAGACGAAGGAUGGCCGGUCAUGGUGUGGUUCCAUGGUGGUGAUUUCAACACUGGUACGCCAGCAAUCUGGGACGCUUCUAUUUUCGUCAACAAACAUAAAGUGAUAAUAGUUACAGUAGCGUAUCGUUUGAACAUCCUCGGUUUCUUCACGACCACCGACGCGGAGGCUCCAGGAAACUACGGCAUACUCGACCAGAUAGCUUCUCUGGAUUGGAUCCAGAAGAAGAUCCAGCACUUUGGCGGUUCUCCGUCCAACGUGGUUAUUUAUGGUCACGAUUCCGGCGCCAUCAGCGUUGGUCUCCACUUGAUCAGCCCUUUGAGCAGAGGCAAGUUCUCGAAGGCUAUCGCGAUGAGCGGCGACGCUUUGACCUCCGUCCGUUCUCCUGAAACCGAGUUGACCGUCGUUGACAUAAUCGCGGAGAAGUUUGGCUGUUAUCGACGUCCAACGUCCGCGUUGAUGGAAUGCCUACGUCGGGUGGACGUGAACAUUCUGGUCCGCGAGUCUUCCGACAUCGAAACUUGGGGUCCCAUCGUCGAUUACGAGACCAACAACUCCACCGAACCGCUUCUUCCGGCUCAUCCCGUCGACAUCAUUGACGCUGGCAACUUGAAUUCCGUUCCUUUGUUAGCCGGCUACACGAACAAGGAGUACGCGCUGACCUAUAUCGAGACCCUGGACAAAGGAAACGUCGAAGGGAAACUGUCGUUCGACAGCUUCGAAACGAUGAUCACCAAUGAGAUCACGUCGUUGGUCCAGGGCCCGGAAGACAACAGCACGUGCACGCUGAAGCCAGAAAUGGUCGCCGAGGCGGUGUUGUUCUUUUACAAACCCCAUCCACCGAGCAAGGACCAAGCUGUGCUGCGUGACAGAUACCUGGACCUGCAAAUCGACCGGAAUAUCGCGGCUGGGAUGACUUUGCUCGCUGGUAAAGUUGCCAAAGAGAAGCUGGCGUUCGUUUACAGGUUCGACUACCGAUCCAAAACACAGUCUGUGAUCAAGGACGUGCCAGAAUGGGCCGGUGUACCUCAUAUGUUCGAGUUGCCAUUCGUAUGGGGACUUCCUUCGUUGCCUAACAGUCCUAUCCAAUGGAACAAUCCCGAUAGGAAGAUGUCCGAGAUGAUGAUGACCAUGUUGGCCAGCUUCGUCAAAACGGGUAAUCCCUCGGUGAGCAGCGUCAAGUGGGAACCGUAUACAGAAGAGGAUCCUGGGAUUUUGAUAAUCGGCAAGAACAUCGACAUGGCAGAUUCGAAUGCGGUCGAUUACAAAGCACUUGCUUUCUGGAACGAUUAUUAUCCGAUGGUUCUGGAAGAGGCCACAAAUAAUUGUUGUAACGUAACCAGUGGCACAAUCGCGUUCAGAAAAACUUCUUAUAACGUUGCUUUCAGUAUGAUUUGGCUCGUGGCGACGUUAGGGUUCCUUGAACUGUAGUCGAUCGCUGAUGAGAUUGUUUCUUUGAAUAUGCUCGAGGAGUAGUAUGCUUGAAUGUAUCGGUGAUUGGCUGAGAGACAUUUUUCGUAGACGUCCUUUCGAUGCUGAUUACGUUCGGUCACGCAGUAGAUUAGCCACAUGUACACGGUACAAACGAUUGUUUCCUUUCUUUUAAAUUCAAGUCGUUGAUCGUAUCGUUAGUAGCCUCGUUAGAUUUUUCGUGGAGUAAUUAGAACUUGGUUCUGAUGUUUUAAAAAAUUCCACGAAAGUGGACCACCUCUCGACAACACACAAAGAGAUUGAAACGCGCCGAUGCACCAGCAUCGUUCACGCUAUGUUCUAUGUGAAAAAGAAAGAAAAAAAAGGCAAGAUAUUUUUAGUUAAUCGCGAAGACAAUUGAAACGCUUAGAGAGAUAGCGAUGAGCGUUGUAAGUCCAAGAAAUUUCAAUUAAUUUCUAGAUCGUAGAUCCGAGGUAUCUUACCAAAGAUAAAAGUAAUUAAUAUUCUUUGAUCCUUGAUAAAAUCAACUUCAAUUUCAACUUGAACUUACAUCCCUCGUCGUCCUUCGAAUCGUAUCGACAAAGGGAGAAAAAGAUAGGCGUCGAGGUUUAAGUAGCAAAAAGGAGGAGAACCAGAGCCUGGGCUUAUUUUUUUCAUUGUUCAUAUUUUUUUUUUUCUUUUUUCUUAACAUUCACUGAGAGAUUUUUUUAUUAUUUGCUUUAAUACGGAGAGAUAUAGAAAAAACAUAUAUUGUUCGAGAAACAAACGGUUGAUAUAACUUAUGAAUAUUUUGAUGCUUCGAUAAUAAUUAAUAAUAAUAAUAA